AUGGAUACUGCGACCUUCAAAACUCGUCUCCUAGUCUUAUUAGACACACAUGGCAUGGAAUUCGACCCUGCUGAGAAACCUCUUCUCCACGCUGAUGUGGCCAUACACUGCGGCGAUCUCACCGACGGUUCCAAGCUAGACGAGCUCCGAACCACCAUCAACCUCUUUAAAGACAUCGAUGAGCCUUGGGAGCUUGCCAUCGCCAGCAACCGCGAUUUCACACUGGACGACCUCGCGUUUCAGAACAAGGUCGAUGAAGUAACACCGCCUCUCGAUCCGCAACUCGUUGAGAAGGAAUAUGACGCGACCGGAGAGGUAAGGCGGCUGUGGGAAGGCGCAAAAGACGUAGGUAUCAUUCUCCCGGACGAAGGCGCCCACCAUUCCAUUCUCCAAAACGGGGCACAUCUGACUCUGUAUGCCAGCCCUUACAGCCCAUCGUUAGACCAUGGUCGCAACUUCGCCAUCCAGGAAGGCGUUGACGUGGUCGUCACCCAUAGGCCGCCGCAGGGCAUCAUGGACUAUACUCACGGCCGAGAAAGAGCUGGGUGCGCCGAUCUGUUCACCGCUGUUGCCCAAGUCCGACCACGGGUACACUGCUUCGGCCAUUUCCAUGAAGGAUGGCGCGUGAGGUUGGUGACCUGGCGAGAUACGCGCGGCGCCCGACCGACUCAUUUCACUGCCAUCGACAAUAACAGGUCCCAUGUGAUAGAAUGA
Molecule: messenger RNA, 714 nt
Organism: Cladophialophora bantiana CBS 173.52
Lineage: Eukaryota; Fungi; Ascomycota; Eurotiomycetes; Chaetothyriales; Herpotrichiellaceae
Exons: 2
Coding region: 1-714 (237 amino acids)
Source: RefSeq, a predicted model, not a curated record